Drosophila simulans is the source of this 3630-nucleotide messenger RNA. RefSeq lists its product as uncharacterized. The coding region runs from base 543 to 3503 and encodes 986 amino acids. Gene Ontology annotation, molecular function: RNA binding. The record is from RefSeq and is a predicted model, not a curated record. Gene Ontology annotation, biological process: regulation of RNA splicing. Gene Ontology annotation, cellular component: ribonucleoprotein complex; nucleoplasm. NCBI's taxonomy places the organism in Eukaryota, Metazoa, Arthropoda, Insecta, Diptera, Drosophilidae. The transcript is spliced from 4 exons.
CUUCGGAGUGUUUUUUUUUGUUGCACGACUACAGGUCACACUUUUCCAGUCAGCCAUGUUGUUUUCUGUCACCAUCGCAAACGUAGGAAUUACAAAACAGCAUUUCACUUUUUGUGUCGCCAGGAAAAUAUAUACUUUUCAGCCCGAUCAGCAGCAGGAAUAAUCAAAAUAAAUAUAUAGCAAUUGAGCCAAAACAAACCCAACUGUUUUUGUGCAUUGGUGGUCCAGAAUAAGUGGAGUUUUGAAUGGUUUUCAUGAUGCUUCAACAUCAACGACUUCGAAGCAGCAACAACAACACUGCACGGGAGCAAGAAGAAAAACCAAGAAACUGCUGGAAACAGUGAAAAUCGGUUAAAACAAUUACCCAAAAAUUCAAGAAUCCACGCUCAGCGGCAUCAGUAUCAUCAGUAUCAGGUCGAUAAGCGUCUGAUGUCCAACGGAGGAGCCAGCGACCAGUCAAUGGAAGUGGAGCGCAAGUGAAGACAGUCUGUACUAGAAACGAAAUAAAUAAGUAAUCAAAGCAAAGCAAUUGAUUGAUCAAGAUGAGUGUGAUUAUUCGGUUACAAAACUUGCCGUGGACGGCAAAUGCCCGCGACAUUCGAAACUUCUUCUCGGGCCUCUCAAUUCCCGAGGGCGGUGUCCACAUAAUCGGCGGCGAGAUGGGCGACGCUUUCAUCGCUUUCAGCACCGACGAGGAUGCCCGUUGCGCAAUGCUGAAGGAUCGCGAGAAACUGAUGGAGAUCCAGGUGCGCCUGCUGCUCUCCUCGCGGGCAGAGAUGCAAAAGGUUAUUGAGACUGCUCGGAAAGCGGCCUCCGCUCCAGCGCCAGUAUCGGUUCCAGUUCCCAUGCCCGUCGUGGUUCCCGUUUCGGUGGCCAAGGCGGCUGGUCCAGCUGCGCCACUGCCUCCGAUUAUUGGGGGCCUAAACAGCUUUUUGGGCCAAGUUCAAGGCAAGGCUGUGGCCACAGGGACGGUGCCCUCUUUUCUGACCUACCAACAGCAGGCGGGGAUCACGCUCUCUGAUGUCACAGGUAGCCGCAGUCGCAGCAGAUCCUCCAGUUCCGAUGAUAGCGAUAGGGAGCGGGAGCGAGAUCGCGAUCGUCAACGGGAGCGGGAACGAGGUCGCAAACGUCGCUCCGACCGGUUGGAUAAAAGCCAGGAAAGGGAGCUGAAAGUGGUUGCCGGCGGAGGUGCACUGCCAUCUCCAUGGGCGCAACCACCUCCGAAUCAGUUGCCAGCUGUGGGGCUGGGUCUCAACAUGGGCUUGAACCUGAAUCUGCCACAGCUCAUACCCUCUCUACAGAGCUACACCACUAGUGCGACCACCACCAAUGUGACCAACAACUACAAUCUCGAACCAAGUGCCACCAGUGUGCAGCUACUGGCCGCUUUGCAGCAGGUGGCCAGCAGCAGUGCAGCUCCAGCGCAGCCUGCGAAAUCCGAGAGCGAGCCCAUUGCCUUUGCCAGCGUAAAUCCCUAUGCCCAGAUGUACCCGCAGCUCUUCCAGCAGCAGCAGAUGCUACUCCAGCAGCAACAGACAGCGGCCAAAGUGUCGCCCACCAUGGGUGGCUCUCCGGGCGGAGGCAGCACGCCCCAGGUUGUGGCGGACACCUGCUACAUUCGGAUGAGUGGCAUGUGCCAGAACACGUCGUACAGCGAUAUUCGCAAGUACUUCCAGGGCUUGUACAUUCCGCACAAUGGCAUCAAGAUCAUGAUGGUGAACGGCAGUCGCACCGGAGUGGCCUACGUGGAGUUCUCUCGGGUGUCCAGUGCCCAAAAGGCAGUGCAGCGGAAUAACACAAUGUUUCGGGAUCGCCUAGUUCAGAUUGUUCCCGUGGGCGACGAUGAGUUCGAGCUGGCGGAGGAGCGUGCUAGUCGCCAGGGGCAGGACGGCAGCAGGAGUCACGGCAAUAAUGGCGUUGAGAAGGGUGAACGGGGCGGUGGAGCAGCUAUUCCCAUGGCUAGACCCGUUACCAAUGUCCUCUAUAUAGAGGAUCUGCCACAGACCACCACUGAGCAAGAUAUCAUGAAAAUGUUCUCCGCCAGCUACACCGUUGUGGACAUCCUACUGAGCCCCAGUCCGAAAAAUCGACGAGAGUCCGUCGCCUUUGUCCUUUUUGCCAGAGAAGCUGAAGCCGACUCCGCCCUGCAGGAUACCAGCAAGCACUAUAUAGGGUUCCGCCAGCUGAGGGUGAAAUCCAGCAGCGAGGAGGACAUGCAGAAUGCCAAGGAGAAGCAACGAAGAGCCAAUGAGCAGCUGCUGAAGGAGGAAGCCGAUCAGCGGGAAGAGCUCCUAAAAGAUCAGCAAAGACGUCAGAUGCAGCAGCAGCAGGAGAAUGAGCAGAUCCAGGCCAGCAGAUUCGCCGCGGAUCCCAGGAGACGCCAGGCGGAGGAUCAGCAGCAGCAGCAGAUGAACAUGGGACCCAGUUUUAAUUCCAACAUGAGUCCCAACAUGAUGGCUCCCUUUGUCAACGGUGGCAACAUGCCCUUCCACAUGCCGCCGCCCCAGCAAAACGGUAUCAAUAACUUUCCCUUCAAUAUGAAUAACAAUUAUAACUAUAACGGUAAUUCCAAUGGGAACGGUCCCAACUAUCCAAAUGAUAAUGGAGGCGCUGGGGUCAUCCAGCGACCCCGCCAAGAGGAUGUCUUCGUUCGUGUUUACAACUGCGAGUACGCCACGAGAGCCAAUGAUCUGGGUGAACUGUUUUCCCUCGAGCAGCUACGCAUUGAGCAUAUCGAACAGCUUUUCAAUGAACGCAACCAGAGCUCCGGCGAGUUUAUUGUGGAGUUCAGUGAUCCUGCCAGUUGCAAACUGGCCAUCAGGGAGUUCCACAAUAGACGCUUUCGAGGAAGGGGACUGCGAGUGGUGGCCAUCACGCCUCAGGAAAUCGCUGAUAGGAUGAAAAAGCCCUUUAUGGAUUAUCUGCCGGGAGGAAAUGGUCCGAGGAAAGCCGAAACUAACAAUGCGAAUGACGUCUCAGGUGGAAAUAAAGCCAUCGCGCAGCCAUCUCGUCGUCGAGGACCCAGCCGCUUUGAUAAGCCGCAGGAUCAGCCAUCGCAACAGCAGGAUCGACCGCUAUCCCUGGAAAGGGAGGACAACAGCAGCUCUAGCUCAAGCGCACCCGUAAAACAGCACUUCAACCCCUUCGCUCGACCAGAUCCUCCUCUGAGCAGCAGCUCCCUCUCGCCCAACAAUCAGAGUCAAGUCAAGCCAACCUCUCCGGUGCCCGUUCCCACAUCCAUAAUCCCGGACAAGUUCAAUCGGCCAGGAUGCGUGGUGGCUAUGCGUAAUGUCCCUUUCAAGGCGGAGCUAAAGGACAUCAUGCGCUUCUUCAGCGACUACAAGCUCAGUCCUGAUGACAUCAUAAGGCGUUUCAAUGAUGAAGGCAAGCCCACCGGCGACACUCGCGUCGCCUUCGAGUCCCCUUCGGAGGCAAGGUCCGCCUACGAAUCGCGUCGCAAGAAGCAGAUAUUCAACCGCACUGUCUACCUGGAUAUCAUCUAGGUAAUGGGCCUAGAACCCAAAUAAUUGUAUAAUGUAAAUAGAUAAUUUUAAGCCAGACACCAAAAAUAUUAUAUAGAUAAGCAGCAUGUACAUAAACUUGUUCAAAUAAAUCGAAUAAACCGUGUAA